Molecule: messenger RNA, 2184 nt
Organism: Cladocopium goreaui
Lineage: Eukaryota; Dinophyceae; Suessiales; Symbiodiniaceae
Source: the annotation of a GenBank genome assembly
AUGGCAUUGGAGCUGCAACAGCUUAAGGAGAACACGAAGCGUGUAGACAACUUCAAGACUCCACCCCCGAAAGUGUCAGCACCAUCACCCGAAAAGGGAUCACCUACCCCAGUUUCCCAAACUGCUCAGGGAUCAAAGGGGGACCCGAAGGCCAAAAAGGUCAUUAUGCCCCCUGGUGACCGGCCACCGCCUGCAACUGAAGGCGCCAAACUCAACCGUUUGCGCCGCCUGUGCGAAGUGAAGCCGUCGGGAAAAUGCCAGGUUCCCGCUUCCGUUCACGAACGCUGGAAGCAUGGGUCUAAGGAGGACAAGGAAGCCAUGAUAGAAGAGCUGGAGAAAGUUAACUGGUCCAAGGACAUGUUCAUUUCCCGAAUUACCAAAGUGAUCUCUCAGAACAAGAAGCUGUCCCGGCGCAAAAAACGAGGGUGGUUUACAAAGGAAGAGAUGGCCAAGACUUUGGGUUGGAGCACGUCCUACAUCAAGUGUGCUGUCGAUUUCUGUGAAAAGACUGGGAACGACCGCCUGUGCAAGCGUGACCGGUACAACAAGAAGCUCAAGCGCUACUAUGUGGUUUACCAAGAGGAGGAGGAGGAUCUUUCUGAAGACGAAGAACAGCGCCGACACGAGACUGCGGAUGCCAAUGGCCAGGAGGUUGAGUUCUUGCGAAUUGGGAACCCCAGGGAUGAUGAUACUGAAGAGGAUGAUGAUGAUGACGAUGAAAAGGAGGCCAAUGCAAAGGUCGUCAACCAUGGGUCUGUGCAAGGCUUGGAGCAAGCCAUCGAGACCCUCGAUGCCCAGUUCCAGGCCUGUGAGUUGGUCAAGAUCGAUGUGGGAGGCUUGUCCAAUAAGAACCUCCCAGAGCCUGACCAAAAGGUACUGACCAGUUUUCUCCUGGCGUUUCACUGCGCAAUAUCAUGUUUCACAGUUCCUGUCUCUAGAUUUCACUCCUGGCACUCUGAGGCCUGCUGCAAACAUGUGGUGCAGAUCGCGAAGCAUGAGGUGGAUAGCAAUCCGCGUGCAUCCCAUGCGAUGCGGGAUUUCGCUUCCAUUAGGAUGAAAGGAGUCUUAGCCGAGUUUUGGGAACGAUACCGAGGGAUGGACCCAGGACACCCAGUUUUUUCGCUCGAGAGGGCUGGAGUUAUUUCAUGCGACCGUUUGAUCCCAUAUUACUCUCAUUCUGACGAGGGAAGGACUUUUCGUGAUGGGGCCCUGUGGGUGUUAAACACCCAUGGAGUGAUUGGUCGUGGGACGCUGGCUUUCUUGAAGAAGAAUAAGCACCGGGCCCCUGAACAGGAUGACAGAAACAAUCGUGUUGCACUGCCGUAUGAGGACGUGACUAUGCAGCCAAUUUGGGAGGACACCAUGGGCACAUCGUUGCCGUGGGAGGUCGCUCCUACCAUUUUGGCUGCUGCGACGAAGGCGGUCAACAUUGCCGUCACCUACCUCUAUGAGAAUGGGCUCUGGCUGCAAGCAUCAAAUGCUCGGCAGACCCACACCACGACCUCGAGCACCACGGCCACCACUGUGACUGCGACGCUGACGUCGACGCUGACGGCGACGUCCAAAACGGCGACGGUCACCGGCAGCACGGUGACGCACACGGCGACCACGAGCGUCACGAGGUCGACGGUCACGGGCACAACGACCGUCAGCACGGCAACGAUGACCACAGCAACAGAGACCACGGCAACGAUGACCACAGCAACAUGGACCACUGCUGCUGGCAGUGAGGGACCCUUUAGAAGGCUGGUGGUCCGUAUCAAAGUUACUGGCGUCAAAGAUGAGACGAGGUAUGUCACGGACAGUCGGGUCUCCACUGCCUAUAGGGAAGCCAUGGAGGAAGUCACCGGCUUGGGGAAGGAGAAGGUGGAUUUGCAGAUGGUGGUGACUGCCCCUGGCAAUCUCACUGUCAGCUACAUCCUGAACGUUCCCGAAGCCGAUGCAUCAUCCUCUAUGGAAAAGGUAAAGCAAAGCUUGAUGAAAGAGACAGCUUCGAGCUUCAGCGCGAAGUUACAGGAGCACAUCGAUGCCCUGGUGGGUCAUGGUCACUACACCCAGCAGGUCGUUUCGAUGGAGUCCGCGGAGGAUGGAGCCAUUGGCAUUUCUGCCACGGAAAUGCCACGAGUGAGCAUCUGGAUCGCAGCGAUGUUCGCGGUCACGGCAUGGCUCGGUGAGAUCUUUUGA